CAUCGGCGUGUCAAUGACAGUCAUGCACAUACACAUUCAAUGGUAAAAUCAAGCAGUAGAGUAGUGGUGUGAAAGCCACGAGACUUACAAUAGUAACGAAAUCUUUUUAAAACACACGCACACAGUAUCCAAAGUCGAAAAAUAAAGUUGUAUGUGUGUCUGGGUCAACUACUGCGUGCGUGCGUGCAACGUGUGGUGUGUGGAUGGGUUAUUUUUCAUUUUUGAAUAAAUCACGAUGGUUAUCCAACAAGAAGUUGUUUCUAAAGCUGAAGAAAUAGCAGAUCAGGUAAUUCGUAAUGGAAAACAUGUAUUACCAACGUUAGCUCGACUUUGUCUGAUUGCCACGUUUCUCGAAGAUGGCUUACGGAUGUGGUUCCAAUGGAAUGAGCAAAGAGAGUAUAUGGAUAUGUCUUGGGGCUGUGGAAGGUUUCUUGCAACCAUAUUUGUCCUGAUAAAUUUAAUUGGGCAAUUAGGAGGAUGUGUCAUGGUUAUUGGAAGAUGGCAAGUUAGUAUAGCAUGUGGAGUGCUAUUUUUUAUUGUUGUCCUACAAACAUUCGCAUAUAGCAUCCUUUGGGAUCUUCAAUUUCUCUUCCGAAAUCUUGCCCUCAUUGGUGCACUUUUAUUGGUUCUUGCCGAAUCAAGAGUAGAAGGAAGAUCUCUGUUUGCUGGAGUACCUACUCUUGGUGAUAAUAAGCCUAAGAAUUAUCUACAGCUGGCUGGCCGUGUAUUAUUGGCUUUUAUGUUUAUUACCCUCAUACGUUUUGAAAUAUCAUUUAUGCAGAUAGUGCAGGAUAUACUUGGAAGUAUACUCAUGGUACUUGUAACGAUUGGCUACAAAACCAAACUUAGUGCUCUACUUUUGGUUCUGUUACUUUCGGCAUUGAAUUUCUAUCAUAAUGCUUGGUGGUCUAUCCCAGAUCACAAACCACUUAGGGACUUCCUUAAAUACGAUUUUUUCCAGACUUUAUCUGUAAUUGGAGGAUUAUUGAUGAUUGUGUCACUAGGACCUGGUGGCGUGUCUAUGGAUGAACAUAAGAAGAGGUGGUAAACUUGUACUAGAAGUACUAAAAAUUGAAGUUAACAUUUAAAUUUUAAAUUCUAUAAGUGAUCCUUGUCAACAUUACUUAUACAAAAUGAUAAGACGUAAAAAAAUACCACAAAAGAUAAAAUAAUUUUAUAUAACAAGUUAAAAUCAUUGAGCGACUACUUAAAUGACUAGUGAUUGAAAAAUAAACGCCCAAGGAUAUUUAACGAUGAUUAUAGAAUGAAAAAAAAUUCAAAACAUAUGUUUAUUUAAAUUUAAUAAAGAAUAAAAGAAGAUAUAAAAUACAAACAUGAAUAUGUUUAGAUAUGGAAGAUAUUAUAAUACAAAAAAAAAUUAAUGAAAUACAUUUACAAGAAAAAAAAAACAAAUAAGACUAAUUUAUAUUAUCGUAAACAUGAUAUUGUACAUAAAACAGUGAUUAUGAAAGGGGAAAAAAAUACAUGUCUUUCGGUUUA
This is a messenger RNA of Chelonus insularis, 1500 nucleotides long. RefSeq names its product Surfeit locus protein 4 (gene Surf4). Bases 236 to 1048 code for a protein of 270 amino acids. Gene Ontology annotation, biological process: Golgi organization. The record is from RefSeq and is a predicted model, not a curated record. Lineage: Eukaryota; Metazoa; Arthropoda; Insecta; Hymenoptera; Braconidae. Gene Ontology annotation, cellular component: endoplasmic reticulum; endoplasmic reticulum-Golgi intermediate compartment; membrane. The transcript has 3 exons.